Nicotiana attenuata is the source of this 809-nucleotide messenger RNA. RefSeq lists its product as uncharacterized. The transcript has 3 exons. NCBI's taxonomy places the organism in Eukaryota, Viridiplantae, Streptophyta, Magnoliopsida, Solanales, Solanaceae. Gene Ontology annotation, cellular component: mitochondrial large ribosomal subunit. The record is from RefSeq and is a predicted model, not a curated record. Gene Ontology annotation, biological process: translation. Bases 87 to 506 code for a protein of 139 amino acids. Gene Ontology annotation, molecular function: structural constituent of ribosome.
AGACAGCCCAUAAUAUUCGGCCCAUGUGACCACCGAGCCCUCAGUCUUUCACCUUCUAAGCUUUCUACUGCUCACUUUCAGCAAAAAUGGCGUUAAGUGCAGCGAUGCUACGGGCCGGCGGGACCAUCGCCGGCGUUAAAUCCGGUCUCCGACGAGUUCUUCACAUCACGGCCCGACCUUCGCCUCUAGAUAGCGUGGUUAAUCAGCCGACGGCUACAUCACCGUCGUUGGUUUUGCCUGAAAAUGAUAAUAACAACAACAGUAACAGUAACAUAGGAUAUAUGUUUCCAAAUUCACCUGUCAUUGGUGGGUCCAUGGAGCUUAUGGCUGUUCCUAAAAAGAAGGUUUCCCCUCACAAGAGAGGCAUAAGGAAUGGACCAAAGGCUCUAAAACCCAUUCCAGUGAUUAUUCGAUGCAAGGCUUGUGAUCGAGUCAAAUUGCCACAUUUCUUUUGUUGCAGUGGGAUUAAGCAGAACCAUGGUGAAGAGAACAACUCGGCCGGUUGAUCAAAUUUAAGGCAACAUCCAACAUAUCUAAAUCCUUUUCUUUCUGGUGGAAUCUUCAAUUAGAAACUCUAGGAAAAUGUCAUAUCAUACCGCAUUUUGUAACAAUAGUAUAGUCGUUGCAGCAUAUACUCAAUUGCAUGUUAAGUAGAUAGCUCUUUGGUGCUAAUUACUUUGGAAUAAAGUAAACUCAAUAGUCCUAUAAACCUAACUUGAUAAAGAAAUAAUACCAAGUCUUAGCCCUUCUUACCAAAUGCUGAGUAGCUAGCUCUAGCUUUUUGUAGGGGGUGUAAAAUUUUUAUGGAA